GAAGAGGAGGCGGGCGGGUGACAUCACCGGGAGUGCUCCACCUGCUGGGGCAAUUAGUGGCGGCGGAUGGGGCCGAGUCACAUCUGCGGAGACCACCCCGGCCUAAGAAGCUGCGCCAGGACACAGGUCGACCAGCGUCUCCAACCCCGCCGGCGGAGACCCCGAGUUAGAGCAACCGCGGGGGUCUGGCCCCCUCUCCAGAGCGAGCAGCGAGCGCGCGGUGCACAGCGAGGCCGGCCGCCCGCGGAGCCUCGGAGCCCGGCGGGACGCCGCGAUGUUCCCCAAGGAGGCGACGUGGAACAUCUCGUUCGCAGGUUGCGGCUUCCUCGGCGUCUACCACGUCGGCGUGGCCUCCUGCCUCCUCGAGCACUCGCCCUUCCUGGUGGCCAACGCCACGCACAUCUACGGCGCCUCGGCUGGGGCGCUCACGGCCACCGUGCUGGUCACCGGGGCCUGCCUGGGGGAGGCAGGUGCAAACAUCAUUGAGGUGUCAAAGGAGGCCCGGAAGCGGUUCUUGGGCCCACUGCAUCCCUCCUUCAACCUGGUGAAGAUCAUCCGUGGCUGCCUGCUGAAGAUACUACCUGCUGAUGGCCACGAGCGUGCAAGCGGGCGCCUGGGCAUCUCCCUGACCCGCGUCUCGGACGGCGAGAACGUCAUUAUCACCCACUUCAACUCCAAGGAGGAGCUCAUCCAGGCCAAUGUGUGCAGCACCUUCAUCCCUGUGUACUGCGGCCUCAUCCCUCCUUCCCUCCAGGGGGAGCGCUACGUGGACGGUGGCAUCUCCGACAACCUGCCACUCUAUGAGCUCAGGAACACCAUCACAGUGUCCCCCUUCUCGGGAGAGAGCGACAUCUGCCCACAGGACAGCUCCAGCAACAUCCAUGAGCUCCGGGUCACCAACACCAGCAUCCAGCUCAACCUGCGCAACCUCUACCGCCUCUCCAAGGCCCUGUUCCCACCCGAGCCCCUGGUGCUUCGAGAGAUGUGCAAGCAGGGUUACAGGGAUGGCCUGCGCUUCCUGCGGCGGAACGGUCUCCUGAAUCGGCCUAACCCCUUGCUGGCACUGCCUCCUGCCUGCCCCCAGGUCCCUGAGGAUGAGGAUGCACAGAAGGCUGAGGCAGCCAUGGAGAGGACUGCAGUGAAGGGUCACUUGCAGCCACCUGGGGAGGAUCACAUCCUGGAGCACCUACCCUCAAGGCUCAACGAGGCCCUGCUGGAGGCCUGCAUGGAGCCCAGUGAUCUGCUGACCACGCUCUCCAACAUGCUGCCUGUGCGUCUGGCCACAGCCAUGAUGGUGCCCUACACUCUGCCGCUGGAGAGCGCUGUGUCCUUCACCAUCCGCUUGCUGGAGUGGCUCCCCGAUGUCCCGGAGGACAUCCGGUGGAUGAAGGAGCAGACAGGCAGUAUCUGCCAGUAUCUGAUGAUGCGCGCCAAAAGGAAGCUGGGCAGCCACCUGCCCUCCAGGCUGUCCGAGCAGGUGGAGCUGCGCCGCGCCCAGUCGCUUCCCUCUGUGCCGCUGUCCUACGUUGCCUACAGCGAGGCGCUGCCCAGCUGGAUGCGCAACAGCCUUUCGCUGGGGGACGUGCUGGCCAAGUGGGAGGAGCGCCAGCGCCAGCUGCUGCUGAGUCUCUUCUGCAGCAACGUGGCCUUCCCGCCUGACGCCCUGCGCAUGCGCGCCCCUGCGGGUCCCAGCCCCGCGCCCCCACAGCACACGCCUGGGUCGCCCCCAUGCUGAGCGCCCCUGCUCCAGCCUGCCCCAGUCCCCCUGGGACCCUGGUGCUGAGGGCUGGGCCCCCCAGCUCCCCUGCCCGGCGAGACGGGGGCCCUGGGACCCGCUGAGAUCCCCCUCCCGACCUCUCCGCCCCCGCUGCAGAGUGAGGAGAUGGGGGCCCCUCCUGCUGCCAGGGGGCGCUUUGCUGUCAGCCGACCACUCGCCUGCUGCACUAAGGAGGCAGGCACGUGGAGUACUCCUCCCCACAAGGCUCCCCUCUCUGUGCCUUAAUCUCUCCUUCCCAGACCCCACCCUGGAGUGGGGCGGUCAUGGCUGGGGCUCCUGCACCUGCCGCCCCUGCCCAACACCCCACCCAUAAGGGCAGUAUUACUCCUGAGAACUUUGCACCUGCUCCUUCCUCCACGUUUCUCUUGUUUUGCUGAAGCAUGUGUGUGAAGAAUUAUUUAUUUUUGCCAAAGCAGAUGUA
Messenger RNA from Vicugna pacos (alpaca), 2198 nucleotides. It is a transcript of the gene PNPLA2, whose product is annotated as patatin like domain 2, triacylglycerol lipase. Gene Ontology annotation, biological process: positive regulation of triglyceride catabolic process; triglyceride catabolic process; lipid homeostasis. NCBI's taxonomy places the organism in Eukaryota, Metazoa, Chordata, Mammalia, Artiodactyla, Camelidae. Gene Ontology annotation, cellular component: membrane; lipid droplet; cytoplasm. The record is from RefSeq and is a predicted model, not a curated record. Gene Ontology annotation, molecular function: triacylglycerol lipase activity.